Jatropha curcas is the source of this 1335-nucleotide messenger RNA. RefSeq names its product peptide transporter family protein. The record is from RefSeq and is a predicted model, not a curated record. Lineage: Eukaryota; Viridiplantae; Streptophyta; Magnoliopsida; Malpighiales; Euphorbiaceae.
UACGUCACCGUUAAACUGCGCAUCCAUUUUGAAAAUUUGAAUUCAAGUUGUUCUUGUAGCUUGCCGCCUUCAUCCUUCUCCUCCAGCUCCUCCCAUAAUCCCUAAAAAUGGCCACAGAUCCACCUCUUUCCCCGCUAUAGCACCCAAAAUCCUUCAUGUAGCUCUCUCCAUUAAAGCUCGACCGUCAAAAUCCCAAAACACGAGCUCUAUCCAGAUGACUUCAUCUAUCUCUCACCAAAUCGAAGACAAAGACCUCGACGACGCCGCUUUGUGGGCCGUAAUCGACUCCGCGGAGGCUUGUCACUCUUCCUCCAAGUCCCGUAAGCCUCUCGCUCUUAAAUACCCUAAUUUCCAUUCUCCACCUACGCCAAUCUCUAAUUUUUCUCCUCCUUCAAAACUCCCUCCAAACCCUAGAUCUCAAUUUAAAAACAAAUCGCCCAAUUCUGAUCCUUAUUGCAGGCCUUAUAAGAUUGCGAGAACUUGCGGUUCUGAGGUUAGCGAUGUCACUAGCCCACUGGCUAUGGUAAGGACUCCUAUUACUAAUACGGCAGCGUAUUCGUCUCCUGAAGCUUACUUGUCGCCGCAGAUUCGGAGGUUUAGUCCGAAUGAGUUCAGUGAUGGAGGAUCGAUAGUUUCUCCAGGAAGUUAUGUUCGUAAUGAAGAGAAGGAUGUUAUGAUACAUUGCUUGAAUGGGAAGUUUCCAUCGGUUUCGCUUUUUAAGGACUAUCAGAACGCAGCUAUGGCGAUUCUGGAGAAAUCUGACUACACCAUGAUUUCUGGGAACCCCUUCAUUAAAAAAUCAGGUUGGAGGAAGAUAUCAUGUUACUUCAAUCUCUCAUAUGAAAUCAAAGAUAAGACCAUUGAAUUUGAUGAGAAUCGAAAUGUCCAGCGUGCUGAAUUCAUUGUUCGGGCAUACAUGCAGGGGGGUAGGUUCUCAGAUGGAUGGGGCUCAUGUGAGCGACGUGAGAAGAGAUUCAUAAAACCAAAUCAUGAUGUCCCUAGUACAGCUGAAACAAGAGCAAAAAAUAAAGCUUGCCAGGACCUACUUGGAAUUGGAGAAUAUCGACCUGGUGUGAACCAAUUUCAUCAAUAGAUAGUCACACAUUGUACAACUGGGCAAAUACCACAUUGUGAAAUUUGUUGAGGAUUGUAAGCUCUGUUACAUUUUUGAUAACAUAAAGGUAAGGGGUAAAUGCAAAAAGAAAAAAGAAGAAAAUCUUAUGGUAAAGUAUAAGUUGCUAAUGCUCCUUGCAAGACUUAGUUUGUGUUUCACAUUGCUUUGUUCUAUUAGUAAAAGCUUCAAAAGCAGCCUCCAUAACUAUUUUUCCAACACAA